CUAUUUUAUAACCUCAACACCUAAUCCCUAUCGUAUGCUGCAUAUUCCCCACGUGCACAUAUUGUUCUCUUGCCUCUGUUAUCUCAACGUGCUCAUGCUCACCUCUCACCUCACCACUCUCUCCUUCCUCUUCUUUUUCUUUCUCUUUCUCUUUCUCUUUCUCUUUCUCUCUCUGUUUCUGCUCUGCCCUUCCUUCUUCUUCUGCAAGUCUCUCUCUCGGAAAUGGAUUUUCAGAGAUUUCUUGUGCUACUCUCCAUCUCUACGUUUGUUUCUAAAUCCAUAAUCCCGUUUGCCAAGCCGAGAACGACAGCCGAAGAAGACCGGCCGUUCUUCGACCCGAGCUGCCUUCUCUGUCCAAAGCCUUCCUUAGCGAUCAAAAACCGGACUGUCCCAUCAGCCACGGCCGACUCUAUGUCCGUCUCAACUCCCGACUGCGCCGUUUGGAGCGCCAAAGCAUGCGCGGAGGCGGUUUUAGGCUACGCAAGGCGACCGGAGACCGCGGAGUGGAUCAGGAGCCUGAGGAGGAGGAUCCAUGCGAACCCGGAGCUUGCUUUCGAAGAGUUCGAGACCAGCAAGUUGAUCCGAGAGGAGUUGGAUAGCAUGGAGGUUAGCUACAAGUACCCUUUGGCCAAGACUGGUAUUCGGGCUUGGAUCGGCUCCGGCUGUCCGCCGUUUGUGGCGAUCAGAGCUGACAUGGAUGCACUCCCAAUUCAGGAAGCUGUUGAAUGGGAGCACAAAAGCAAAGUUGCGGGGAAAAUGCACGCUUGUGGGCAUGAUGCUCAUGUUGCCAUGCUUCUCGGCGCUGCCAAGAUCUUGAAGAGUCGCCAACAUCUUUUGAAGGGAACAGUGGUGCUGUUGUUUCAGCCUGCAGAAGAAGCAGGGAAUGGUGCAAAAGGGAUGAUCGGAGAUGGGGCUCUGGAGAAUGUGGAGGCCAUAUUCGCAGUUCAUGUAUCCCACAUGCAUCCCACGGGCAUCAUCGGAUCAAGACCUGGUCCUUUGCUUGCCGGCUGUGGCUUUUUUAGAGCCGUCAUCAGUGGAAGAAGCGGCAGUGCUGGGGAUCCCCACCACUCCGUUGACCCCAUUUUAGCAGCCUCAGCUGCAGUUAUCAGCUUACAAGGUAUUGUGUCUCGCGAAGCAAAUCCACUGGACUCGCAGGUUGUCUCGGUAACAUCGUUUAAUGGAGGUGACAACCUUGACAAGAUCCCAGAUACUGUUAUCCUCGGUGGUACCUUCAGGGCUUUCUCUAACACAAGCUUUUACCAGCUUCUUCAUAGAAUAGAAGAGGUAAUUGUGGAACAGGCCAGCGUUUACAGAUGUUCGGGAAUGGUUGAUUUCUUCCAAAACGAGUCCACUAUAUAUCCCCCCACCGUGAACGAUGAGAAAAUGUACGAGCAUGUGAGGAAAGUGGCCAUUGAUUUGGUGGGUCCAACAAAUUUCAGGGUGGUUCCACCAAUGAUGGGUGCUGAGGACUUUUCCUUUUACUCUCAGGUGGUCCCGGCUGGCUUUUUCUACAUAGGCAUAAGGAAUGAGACCUUGGGUUCUACUCACACAGGCCACUCACCUUAUUUUAUCAUCGAUGAAGAUGUUUUGCCUUUAGGCGCGGCAGCUCAUGCCACCCUUGCAGAAAGAUAUCUGUACGAGCACGAAUGACAUGCAUGAAUCAG
Molecule: messenger RNA, 1664 nt
Organism: Juglans microcarpa x Juglans regia
Lineage: Eukaryota; Viridiplantae; Streptophyta; Magnoliopsida; Fagales; Juglandaceae
Product: IAA-amino acid hydrolase ILR1-like 6
Exons: 5
Coding region: 223-1650 (475 amino acids)
Biological process (GO): auxin metabolic process; jasmonic acid metabolic process
Cellular component (GO): endoplasmic reticulum
Molecular function (GO): IAA-Ala conjugate hydrolase activity
Source: RefSeq, a predicted model, not a curated record